This is a messenger RNA of Pestalotiopsis fici W106-1, 492 nucleotides long. RefSeq names its product ribose 5-phosphate isomerase. Gene Ontology annotation, cellular component: intracellular anatomical structure. Gene Ontology annotation, biological process: carbohydrate metabolic process. The record is from RefSeq and is a predicted model, not a curated record. The coding region runs from base 1 to 492 and encodes 163 amino acids. The transcript is spliced from 2 exons. NCBI's taxonomy places the organism in Eukaryota, Fungi, Ascomycota, Sordariomycetes, Amphisphaeriales, Sporocadaceae. Gene Ontology annotation, molecular function: isomerase activity.
AUGGCCGCUGUUCAAAAGCUUAGAAUCGCCAUUGGCGGCGACGAUGCCGGCUUCGACUACAAGGCCAAGCUGGCACAGGACCUGGCCGCCGACCCGCGGGUCUCGGAAGUCAUUGACGUCGGGCCCGCCAGCGCAACCGACAAGACAGCCUACCCGCUCUUUGCCAUUGCCGCCGCCGAGCUCGUGGCCCAGGGCAAGGCGGACCGGGCCCUGCUCAUCUGCGGCACCGGCCUGGGCGUUGCCAUCAGCGCCAACAAGGUCCAGGGCGUGCGCGCCGUGACGGCCCACGACAGCUUCAGCGUUGAGCGUGCCGUGCUCUCCAACGACGCCCAGGUCCUGUGCCUCGGUCAGCGCGUUAUUGGUAUCGAGCUCGCCAGGAGGUUGACCAAGGAGUGGCUUGGCUACACUUUUGAUCCUCAAUCCGCAUCGGCAGCAAAAGUAAAGGCGAUCAACGACUACGAUUCGAGAGCUGCACCCGCGAUCGCAGCAUAA